Messenger RNA from Dendronephthya gigantea, 3668 nucleotides. Its product is annotated as ATPase MORC2-like. The record is from RefSeq and is a predicted model, not a curated record. NCBI's taxonomy places the organism in Eukaryota, Metazoa, Cnidaria, Anthozoa, Malacalcyonacea, Nephtheidae. The transcript has 38 exons. The coding region runs from base 121 to 3204 and encodes 1027 amino acids. Gene Ontology annotation, molecular function: zinc ion binding. Gene Ontology annotation, cellular component: nucleus.
GGCAUCAUUGCGCCAUUGCAAAGAAGUGUUGUCGCUUUGGCGGGAAGCAUUUUGUCCAUAAAACACCAAGUUUCUUUCAGCAUUUUCGUUUUGACCGAUAUAUAAGACUGUCAAAAGUAAAUGGCGCAACUUUCAAGCUCCUAUUCAAGUCUCAGCCGAGCGCAGUUAACUGUCGAAUAUCUUCAUACAAACAGUACAACUCACGAGUUCCUAUUUGGCGCUUUGGCUGAAUUGGUUGACAAUGCACGAGAUGCUGGUGCUACAAAGAUGAAUAUAUUUUCAGUUCCCAAUAAUAACGUCCUCGGCAAAUACUUGUUGUGUUUUUGCGAUGACGGCGAGGGAAUGGAUCCUACCGAGGUGUCGAAUGUUAUCCAGUUCGGGCGGUCAACGAAACGCGUGAUGGACUCGAAAAUGAUCGGACAAUAUGGAAACGGUUUGAAGUCUGGCUCAAUGCGUAUCGCGAAAGACAUGAUUAUGUUUACAAAGAAGCAUGGCACGAUGAGUUGUCUGUUCUUGUCAAGAACCUUUCAUGAACGGGAGGGGAUUAACGAAGUAGUCGUGCCGAUUCCAUCUUGGGAUGUAGCAACGAGGAAACCUCUUAGUCGGGCGAAACGAGAACUAGAGAAGCAUCAAACCGAGCUGCAAGUGAUUCUGAAAUAUUCUCCUUUUAAAUCCGAGUCAGAGCUCUUUAAGUAUUUCGACAAAAUCGAAUCUAAAGGGACUUUAGUUAUGGUUUACAACAUGAAACUUUUGGACUCGGGGGAAACAGAACUUGAGCCGUCCGAAGAUGAUAUCGUAAUGCGAGAGUUGUAUGAAGAGAAUCUUGAUGACAAAAGCAUUAUGCCUGAACGAAAGUCCUUCCGUGCCUACAGCGCUAUCUUGUAUCUGGAUCCAAGAAUGAAGAUUUACAUCCAGGGGAAGAAAGUGCUCACGCGAAGACUGGGAGAUGGUUUGUACAAGCCAAGGAGCUACUUGUUCACGUCAAAACGAUUCAAAACUCGUUCGGAACGCGAGGCGAAUAAGGCUUUGGUGGAGGCAAAAUCAGCCGCUGACAAGGCCAGAGAGUUGGAGACAAUUGCAAAGGAAAUGCAACAGGAUGACCAGGGCAUCUCCAAAGAAUCUAGGGCAAGGCUACGCCAAGCACAGGACAGCGCCCUUAAGGCAAGAACUGAAGCUGACAUGAAGAAUCAAAUUGCGAGUACAAAACAGAAAUCGCUAAAAGAACCGAAAACUCUGACCUUUACGUUCGGUUUCAACAUCAAUCGUAGACAUUCCUACGGCAUGUUCGUCUAUAAUUGCAACAGAUUGAUAAAAAUGUACGAGAAAUCAAGUUUUCAAUCUGACGGCAAAAGGGCAUAUGCAGGAAUAGUAGGUUUUGUCGAUGUGCCGUAUCUUGUCUUGGAACCAACCCACAAUAAGCAAGACUUCGCUGAUGCAAAGGAAUACAAGCAUCUUCUUCGCUCCAUGGGGGAACAUCUCGGGCAGUAUUGGAAAGACAGUGGUCUGAACGAGAAAAGUGUCGAUUCGUUCUGGGACAAUUUUGGGUACAUCUCCAACGAUAUUGCAGAGGAACCUUCGGACGAAGCCAAGUACUUAAGAAAGCGAGCCAUGCAGCUUCCGUGCACAGUGCAAUGCGCAAACUGCCUGAAAUGGAGAACUCUGCCUUUCUCCGCGAAAAAUAUUGGAAGAACUUUCGAGGACGAAUGGACGUGCUCUAUGAGCAAUGAUCAUGAACGAAACAAGUGUUCUGCUCCAGAACAGAAGUCCAUCACCCCGGUUGGUUCUCUUCAGAAGCAGACCAAGACGACAGAGGAGAAACAGAGGGAGUUGAUGGCGGAUAUCAAGAAGAAGAAGGAACAGCUCAAUCAGCUAGACGGACGAUCGAAACAAUGGCAGAACGACACGACAGAUCCAGUGCAGGUCAAACGGGUGCUUGAGGUACCGCCAAGAAACUCCACGAUCUCUGCUCGCACUGAGAAACCGGCGACUAAACCCAGCACUCCUAAACAGAUUGUCUCCCAGCCACCGCCAAGAUCAGCUGCACAGGCAUCUCUGAGACUCAUCUCUCAACAAACACAAAGAGCGCCACCGAAGCAAGCUCCUCCACCUGCUGCAACAAAACGAACUCCAGCUCCAAAGCAAGUCUCUUUAUCAUCACCAAAACAGCUCACGAGAACGAUUUCCGCUCCAGUUAAAAGUACCACGAAACCAACCGCUAAACUGACACCCAUAGCGAGACGGACGUCAGUUGACAGUAGCCACACAAACAGAUCAUCCGUGACCAGCUCAAACAAACGAGAACAUCCCGUGGCAGAGAAAGAAGUCUUCGAGGUACCACUAAAACGGAAAAGAGAGGAAGUCACCUCAACGCAGGACAUCCAAGAACCAGAAGAAUGUCAUUCUGAUAACAGCGAAAACACACAAAACGAUGAUGCAGUCGUUCAAUCAAAACUAUCCAAAUACAAGAAAGGAAGUAAAGUUGAGGUGUUCAUCAAGCCAAGAUGGUAUUUCGCAAAAGUUGUCGCCGUGAAACAUUCUAAAAACUCGCCCGCCAAAGUGAAAGUGAAAUUUGACAAUUACCAGAAAGAUAAAUUUGAUAAAUGGUAUGAUGAGACAAACGACGAACUGAAAUUACUGAAUGAGGAUUACCCAAUGACAGAGGACGCCAUGGAUAAUUCACCAUCGUCUACCACACCUUCUAGUACAACCACAGUUGAUAUGCCUUCACCAUCGCCUCGUAAACCAGGCUCCAUAUCAUCUCCCUCAACUGGCACCUCCUUGGAAGACACAGUCAUUUCUCUAGAUAAGAUGCUGAGGUCUUGUAUAUCAUAUAUAUUAGUGCCAGAGUUUCCAACCACUGGUUAUCAACUGGAGACAAUGUCCUUAGAAGAAUUACUGAACUUUCCACUGGAUAAACUUUUCGAUGUUCACAGCGACAGUAUGAGGACGAUUAUGGACGAGAAAACGAAGAGUGUUCUCUCCAAGAAACUUUCUGAACAGGAAAGCGAGUUAGCCGAGUCGAAAAGACGUGAAUCCGAGUACAAGACGACGUUGUCGAACCUACGGCGGACGGCGGCGAAGUUGAUCCGAGCAUUAAACGAGAAUCCAGAAGAGAGUACCAUAGCUCCAAAUGACGAUACGGAGAAGGUCGAUACCUUGUUAGAAGCCAUCGCUGCACAAGCGGUAGCGAGCGAUGCAAGCUGAUCGCCUUAUCUUAUCCCGCGUGUGGACAUGUUUUGGGAAGAAUUUUGCAUCGAGAAAUGAAAACUGGAGCUCUUUGAAGAAUAUGAAGCUUGUUGUUCUCGUUGUUGUUGCUCCACGAUCUACUUUGUUAGGGCAACUGGUUUCAAAAAAGACCUUUCAUUUAAAGGAGAACUAUUAUUGUUUAGUUUAGUGCUUGCGUAAUACAAAGGGUGUUCCUCUGUUGUUCUAUUUUCUCACCUGAAUGUUCAUAAAUUGCACUUCGUAGAAACACAUGGAUUAUUUUGUAUAAAAUUGACUUUCAUGUUGUUCGUGGAAUUGUUUGAGUUCUGACUUUACGUUGAGUGAAAUACCCUCUCGUACAAUUAUUAAUAUUAUGCUUCAUUUAUAUAUUCGUUCCGUUUUGUUGCUGUCAACAAUAUUUAUUGUAGUUGUAUAUUAUAGCAUGCGAACCUGUUUUUUUAAUU